This is a messenger RNA of Adineta steineri, 1188 nucleotides long. Lineage: Eukaryota; Metazoa; Rotifera; Eurotatoria; Adinetida; Adinetidae. The record is from the annotation of a GenBank genome assembly.
AUGAUUGUUACUAUAUUAUGGCGUUAUUCAUCUGAUACACAAAGAUUUCGUCCUUUACUUUUUGGAAUUACAAAACGAUAUAUUACAAAUGCAUCUCGUGCACCCGCUGAUCGUUUUAUUCGACAAUGUUAUUCAAUAUUAGAAGUCGAUCCAUCAUGUCGUGAUGAAACAGUUAUUCGAAAAGCAUAUUUAGAAAAAGCAAAACAAUAUCAUCCAGAUUCAUCAUUUCGUGAUAGUAAAGCAGAUCAUGGAAAAUUUAAUCAAGUACAACAAGCUUAUGAAGCACUUCUCGAAACAUUGAAGACGGGUGAUACAUCUGAUCCUUCAUCAGAUGAUGAUAUACAUAUUAAGUUUGAUAUUCGUCAUACAGCUCCUCAACAUCGAACACAUUUAGAAUAUGGAGGAUUCGGAAUGGGAACGCCAAGUCAAAGGCAAGCUGCGUACUACAAAAUGCGUGCUGAAAAAGCACAAGAAUAUGUCUAUGAAUAUCGACGAGAUCGAGAAUCAACUGAAACAAGAGCAGAAUUAGUUGAAAGAAAAAAACGAAAAGAUGUUCGAGCAACAAAUUUCAUUGAUCGCCUUGUGGAAGAUCUUAUUCAAGAAUCAAUGUCACGUGGUGAUUUUAAUAAUAUUCCAUCAGCUGGAAAACCAUUACAUGAUCGUAAUCCACAUUAUAUGGAUUUCACAACAUAUAAAAUGAAUGAAAUCCUUAUUGAUAAUGGAUAUAUGCCUGAAUGGAUUCUACUUGAAAAAGAAGUUCGACAAUCAAUUGAUAGUGCACGUAUAGAUUUAAAACGUGUUUUUAAAACUAUUGCUCCUGAUAGUUCACUAUCAUCUGAUGAGCAAAAAAAAUAUCUAUCAGAUAAUACGAAAUGGACACGAGCUUUAGAAAAAUUUCGUACUGAUAUUGCUGAUGUAAAUGUUAAUAUUAAUAAACUUAAUCUUAUUGUACCCAUGCUAUGGAGACAACAGGUACAUUAUAAUGCUGAACAAGAGAUUGAAAAAAUUCUUAAACUUGAUCCAUUAAAAAUUGAAUUACCACCAACGGACGAAGAACUAUCGUUAAUUCAUCAAGAAGAAUUAAAUCAACGAAAUCAAGAAUGGAUGGCACAUCAAGCAAAUCAACGGUAUUCAAUUGGUGAUGCAAUACGUGAUUUUUUUGCUGCGUUUAAAAAUUUUAAAGUUUAA